GUUAGCCAGCGUCAGAGCUAGCCAACUAAACAAGGUCCCACUUUAUUUACCACUUCUAUUUCGGCCUGUUGCCUCUUUAUUUUUCUUUCUCUUUCUCAGUGAGUUAAAACAACUCCUCCACCACCUCUAAAAAUCAUGGACGAGACGAGUCCGCUCGUCUCUCCGCUCCGGGACUCCGGUGAGUUCAACUACUGUCCCACAGAGCCCACAAGCCCCCGGGGCUCGUUUGGGAGCACGCCGGGCUCGGUGGUGCGCAUCCCGGCAGGCAGUCCGGGGCGCAGCCGGGAGCGACAGCCGCUUCUGGACCGGGACCGCGGGAGCUCGCUGCGGGAGCCGCACAGGAACGAGUUCCCGGAGGAUCCCGAGUUCAGAGAUAUCAUCCGAAAGGCUGAGCGAGCCAUAGAGGAGGGGAUCUACCCGGAGAGGAUCUACCAAGGAUCCAGUGGAAGCUAUUUUGUUAAAGACUCACAGGGGAAAGUCAUCGGCGUGUUCAAACCUAAGAAUGAAGAGCCCUAUGGCCAGCUGAACCCCAAGUGGACGAAGUGGCUCCAGAAGCUCUGCUGUCCCUGCUGCUUCGGCCGCGACUGUUUGGUCCUGAACCAGGGUUACCUGUCGGAGGCCGGAGCCAGCCUGGUCGACCAGAAACUGGAGCUCAACAUCGUUCCCAGGACCAAAGUGGUGUACCUGGCUAGCGAAACAUUCAACUACAGUGCCAUAGACCGGGUGAAGUCUCGAGGAAAGAGGCUCGCCCUGGAGAAGGUGCCGAAAGUGGGCCAGCGUUUCCACAGGAUUGGUCUGCCACCCAAGAGAACGCGUGCGCCCGCUCUAGACCGCGAUCUGUUGCUACUCCACCAGGUCGGCUCCUUCCAGCUCUUUGUUGAUGGAUACAAGGAUGCAGAUUUCUGGCUGCGCCGGUUUGAAGCGGAGCCUCUGCCUGAAAACACCAACCGGCAGCUCCAGCUGCAGUUUGAGCGGCUCGUCGUCCUCGAUUACAUCAUCAGGAACACAGACCGAGGGAAUGACAACUGGUUGCUGAAGUAUGACUGUCCUAUGGAUCCUGGGAAUAGGGACACCGACUGGGUGGUAGUAAAGGAUCCCAUCAUCAAGCUGGCCGCUAUAGACAACGGCCUCGCCUUCCCCCUCAAACACCCCGACUCCUGGAGAGCCUACCCCUUCUACUGGGCGUGGCUCUCCCAGGCCAAAGUUCCCUUCUCCCAGGAGAUCAGAGAGCUGGUGCUGCCCAAACUCUCCGACCCAAAUUUCAUCAAAGACCUGGAGGAGGAUUUGUACGAAUUAUUUAAGAAAGACCCCGGUUUCGACAGAGGACAGUUUCACAAACAAGUAGCCGUAAUGAGGGGGCAGAUCCUGAACCUGUGCCAAGCCCUGAAGGACGGUAAAACCCCCCUGCAGUUGGUCCAGAUGCCCCCGGUCAUCGUCGAGACAGCCAGAGCGCCUCAGAGAGCCAACAGCGAGUCGUACACACAGAGCUUCCAGAGCAGAAGACCCUUCUUCACCUGGUGGUAGGAGCAACGGAGAGUGAAGAGAGGAGGAGGAGGAGGAGGAGGAGGAGGAGGAAAAGCAGGAUGCCAGAGCGAGCAGCGUCGACGUGCCAACGGAAGACGAGGCAGAAUCUGAGAGCGCAGGUUUUUUGACCCCUGGAAAAAAAUGAGAAUAAUGAUCACCCUCCCCCGCCGCUCCUCGUGAAUAUUUUGGUGACCGAGAGCGAGCGGGUUGAGAGAUGAGGCCAAAAGAGGACGGAUUUUUGCAACAUAUCUUUUCUGUUUGCUUCUGUGCCUUGCAUGGAUGUCGGUGAAGAGUUAACGCCUAAACGACGAGGACUCUGUACCCUCGCUGCGAAAGUGAAUUUCAGUGAGGUGUCACACUUUCCUUUUUUUCUUUUGGACUCCUGGGUCCCGGGUGCACACGCUCGCCAGUCGAAAGCCACUCAUGCUUUGCUUUUGGACGGGAGGUGUUGCAUUCCACAUUUAAUUUGUCUUCAUACCGCUCUGCCUUUUUUAAAAAAUCUUCCCCUGUAUAUUUCCUCUCACACGGUUAAAACUCUGGGCUGGUGGAAGCAGUUGUGCCACUCGGGAGGGGGGGGAAUUAGCUUUUAAAAAAAAUAUUUUUUAACAAAUAAGAGAAGUAUUCAUUGUGGUUUUCAGCGUUGGAGAUUCAGGAACCGGGCUCUCGGUGCCGUGUGUGUUCUUACACAGGGAACACAUGGGAACUGGUUUCACAGUUCCUCGUGGCGCCACGUAGCGGUUUGGAUUCGGAUCCCAGGAGGUCUGAGGCGAUGUUGGAAAGCAGAGGCACUUUGGGUGAAAGACACGAUGUUUGUUAUUCUGAGAUAAGUAUGACUGGCUCGCUUGAUUUUUUUUUUUUUUCCUUCUUCCACCGAUGAGUUAAAUCAUUGGGAUAGAAGACCAGAUGAUCCCUCGUGCGAGCGGGCGGAGGCGGAGCCGGUGACUCCCAGACUCGGCCAUGUUGAUUUCUGUUCAUUUUCUGGCUCGCGGGUUGGACCUGAGUAAACAACAAAGUAACUUCCUGCUGUACUGAAUUGACUGAUGAAAUGUAUCGUGACAAUGCACUGUAUAAUUUGUAUGUAAUAUUUAAUGAUAGAUUAUAAUUAAAACAUAUUCCAUUAAUACAGA
This is a messenger RNA of Pseudoliparis swirei, 2651 nucleotides long. It is a transcript of the gene pi4k2a, whose product is annotated as phosphatidylinositol 4-kinase type 2 alpha. NCBI's taxonomy places the organism in Eukaryota, Metazoa, Chordata, Actinopteri, Perciformes, Liparidae. The record is from RefSeq and is a predicted model, not a curated record. Gene Ontology annotation, biological process: Golgi organization; endosome organization; phosphatidylinositol phosphate biosynthetic process. The coding region runs from base 136 to 1524 and encodes 462 amino acids. The transcript has 9 exons. Gene Ontology annotation, molecular function: 1-phosphatidylinositol 4-kinase activity. Gene Ontology annotation, cellular component: endosome; lysosomal membrane; plasma membrane.